Erinaceus europaeus (western European hedgehog) is the source of this 2278-nucleotide messenger RNA. RefSeq names its product histidine triad nucleotide binding protein 3 (gene HINT3). The record is from RefSeq and is a predicted model, not a curated record. Lineage: Eukaryota; Metazoa; Chordata; Mammalia; Eulipotyphla; Erinaceidae. The transcript is spliced from 5 exons. Gene Ontology annotation, molecular function: catalytic activity. The coding region runs from base 277 to 756 and encodes 159 amino acids.
CUCCCGCGGUCGACCUUCCAUUACAUUUCCAUUAGCAGCCCCACGCUACUCGCUUGCCCCCUCGUGGUCACCCGCUGCCAACUUUUGCGAGCCCGCACCGUGUAGCCCUUCCCUCUACAGUCCUGCUAGAACAGCGCGUGCCCCGGGCUUCCUGCGGGACUCUGCGCCAGGCCCAAGGGGGCGACGCCUGAAAAUAAAUCUGAACAGGUGUCCCCGGGAGAGGAUUGGGGGGCAGCUAGAGCCGGGCUUGUAGGGGAGAAGCCACGGGCCGGGGCGAUGGCCGAGUCGCAUCCCCGCAGUGAGGCAGCUGCGGCUGCCGAGGUCGCCGCGGAGGACUACAACAGCAAGUGUGUCUUCUGCCGGAUCGCGAGGCAGAAGGAGCCCAACACCGAGCUCCUGUAUUGUGAGAAUGAAGACUUAGUUUGCUUCAAAGAUAUCAAACCGGCUACAACUCAUCACUAUCUUGUGGUGCCAAAGAAGCAUAUUGGAAAUUGCAAAGAUCUAAAGAAAGAUCAAAUAGAACUGGUUGAGAGCAUGGUAGCUGUAGGAAAAACCAUUCUUGAAAAGAAUAAUUUCACCGACUUUGAAAAUGUGAGAAUGGGUUUCCACGUACCGCCAUUCUGUUCUAUUUCCCACUUACACCUUCAUGUUCUGGCACCAGUAGAUCAGCUUGGCUUCUUUUCAAAGUUGGUUUAUAGAAUGAAUUCCUAUUGGUUUAUUACAGCUGAUUACUUGAUUGAAAAACUGAGAACAUGAACCUGUUUACAGUGGAAGAUUUCUCUAAUUUUGGCACAUUAUAAACUAAUAUUUGGGCCCCACUGAAGUCUUAAUUUUAAUUGUAAGGUUCAUUGGGAUUUAUGAGAAGCUAUACUGGGUAGCCUUAAGUCUUUUUAAAAUAUAUGUUUCCUGAGAUUUGUGAUGUAACUCCAUGAAUAUUUUUCCAUUGACUUCUUUGUUUUAAUGAUUGCUGUCUAAGGUGUAAGAUCUAUAGAUAAAAUUUGUUAAAUCAAUUUCAGGUAAUCAAGCAUGGCCUAUAUUGUGGUGUUGGGGCCCUAGUGCAUGGUAGUGGAGAAGGACCUAGGCUGAGGCUGGGAGUGUUUAGUGGAUAUCUAUCACAAGGAAAUGAGAGGUUUUACCUAUGUGUCAACAACUGUACUAUGGCAUGUUAACCCCUCAAUAAAACUGAAAAAAGGUCAAAAUAUUUUCAUCUCUUGGUAGUCUAUUAUAAUAGUGAUUAAUUUAUGUAGAAUAAGCUGGUAUAGGUAGUACUUCAAUAGAGCCUUUAUAACCAUGAAGAAAAAAAAGCCAUUAAUGAUUUCAUGAAAAGUCUAAUUAUUUGUAAAACCUAUUGUUAAAUCCCAAUAAUUGAAAUUGUUAAAUCCCAAUAAUUGAAAUUCACCAAGUCUCAUCAGUAGUUUUAUUUCAUAACUUUAGCUACUUAUAAAGAGUAGCUCAACAAAAAACUAAUUUAUAACUUGUCUUACUAUUUAAAGUAGUACUGAAAGCAUUAAACAUACUUAUUGUGGUACUGUUCGUAAUUGAAGAGUUGUAAGAUUGUUAAUGAGCUAUUACUUGGGUAAAAUUCCUUGCUUACUUAGUGAAAGCUAAAUAAAGAUACAUAAUACUAAGUCACCUUUUUUUUUCUUGGAUACUUUUAUGACUACAUAUUUUUUUAGAACAGUUUUAAGUUCACAACAAAAUUAGGAAGGUACAGAGAUUUCUCACGUACACUUUACCCCAACACAUGCUUAUCCUCUGCCAUUAUCAACAUCCCCUACCAAAGUGGUUAAGUUUGUUAGAAUUGCUAAACCUAUGUUGACAUAUCAAAAUAACCCAGAGUCCAGUAACCUAAAGGUUUUACUCUUAGUAGUGAUCAUCCUGUCAACUUGCCUCAAUGCAUAAUGAUGUGUAGCCAUCAUUAUAAUGUCACACAGUAUUUUCACUGCCCUAAAAAUUCUCUGGACUUUGCCUUUUCAUUCCUUCCCAAGGAACCCAUAACAACCAUUUAUCUUUUUAAUAUAUGCAUACAUUUGUCUUUUCCAGACUGUCAUACAAUUAGAAACAUACAAUAUGUGACCUUUCCAGAUUGAAUACUUUGACUUAGAAAUAUUCACCUUAAGUUUCCUUCAUGUCUUUUCAUGACAUGGUAACUUUACCACAUUUAUUGCUGAAGAAUAUUUCAUUGUAUGCAUGUUCCAGUUUACCUACUGAAAAACACAGGUUACUUACAAGUAUUGGCAAUUAUGAAUAAAGCUGCAAUAAAUACCUGCAUAGAGUU